Messenger RNA from Fonsecaea pedrosoi CBS 271.37, 1719 nucleotides. RefSeq lists its product as uncharacterized. Gene Ontology annotation, biological process: DNA-templated transcription. The transcript is spliced from 4 exons. NCBI's taxonomy places the organism in Eukaryota, Fungi, Ascomycota, Eurotiomycetes, Chaetothyriales, Herpotrichiellaceae. The record is from RefSeq and is a predicted model, not a curated record. Bases 1 to 1719 code for a protein of 572 amino acids. Gene Ontology annotation, molecular function: DNA binding; zinc ion binding.
AUGAGUCUCUCCAACGAGCCGUUUCCUGUCGCUACAUGUCCAUCCCGUCGGUGGGAGCCAAAAAUACUCCAGCCCACCACCAGCGGAGACACCGUCUUCGGCCACUUGAACUCGGUGGACACGUUCUACCUUACGAGGCUCAAGAAUAUCCUCUAUUUCCCAGAGACCUCUGUGGCACGCAUGUUUUUCCUCGCAUUCAGAGAACACGUGCUGCCCACUUGUCCCGUCACAGACAGAUAUGAGUUGAACGAAAUAUACGAGAAUUUCGUAAAUGGGCACAUCACCUGCCCCAUGCUCUUACAUUCGAUUUUCUUUUCGUCGUCGCAAUAUGUCUCCCAGGAUGCGCUGACAAGCGCGGGUUUUGACUCGCUCCACGAGGCAAAGGCAUAUUUCUACGAACGUGCGACCUUGCUCUACGCAUUGAACUGUGAGUACGACCAGCUCCGGAUCAUUCAAGCCCUUUUGUUUGUCAGCAUGUGGUGGUCCGACUUCAGCGAGGAAAAGGGCACCAAAUACUGGAUCUCGUGUGCCGCGAACCUGGCACUGGCCAUCGGACUGCACAAGGCUGUCCCCGCGGCGGCCCGUCUAAGUCAACAGGAACGAUCAAUGUGGCGCAGGACCUUCUGGACUGUCUACAGCAGGGAUUGCAACGCCUCGGUUGCCAUGGGCCGUCCCCUCACGAUCAACAGCAAGGAGAUCGACGUGGAAGAGCUUAGUGAUGCAGACUUCUAUGAAAGAAGGGAGGCAUCUCCCCUCGGCCGUUAUCCUGGCUCCGAGGCGGAGGCUCUGGUUGACUUCACUGACUACUCGGGCACCCAGGUUUUCUACGCCGUCAAGACAGCUCGUCAAGCCGCUUUAUUGGACCGAACGAUCACAGUCGAUUUAGACUACGCUCUCGGCAGCGAAGAUGCCAUCAGAGAACUGUGUGAAUGCCAACGUGAAAUCACCAUUCUGCGAACGGAACUAUCAAGCUACAUCGCCAGCCAGUCCGAUGGGGGAGUGAAAGAUGGUACGUCCGUCCCUACGCAGAUGCGGUGGAUCAUGUUUCUGCAACUGAGUACCGAACGAACCCUCUCGAUCGUCUGUCGCUACCUUCGAAGACACAUUGAGAAAAGUCAAGCUUGGGAUGCCACCUGCUCGCUCAAAGUGUCCGAGAUCCGCGCUGAAAUGGUCCGGGCCGCUGCCAGGACACUGAACUUGUACGAAGAGCUCCUCAACUCUGAUUGCUUGAGAUAUUCUCCCAAUUUCCUGAACACCCCCAUCUUCGGGGCCAUGGUCACUUACGCCGAAAUCAUCAAAGAAGCACGAGAGAAAGGCCGGGUCGACAGGAUUGCAACAAACAAGUACCAGCUUGGGACCAUGAUAUUGGAGGAGAUGGAGUCGUUCUGGCCUGCCUCGGCGUGGGCAUGCUCCUUGUUCAAGAUCCUGGCUGAAAAGGAUUUCUUACCUCUCCGAAUUCUGCCCCAUGCGUCCCGGUGGCAGAGCCCUGAACCGGGUAGCGAAGAAGUGGGAACCGAAACUGGAACCGGCUUCAACCAAGAUGGUGGUGGUGGUCCCCAGGCUGAAAGAUCAGCGGAAAGAUCAUCCUUCGGCUACGAUCCGUUGCAGGACGCGAACUUCUUCCUGAACUUCAACGCCAACAGCACCCUCGAGGCUAUGUUCUCUGACGAUCUCUUUGACCCACAAACGUGGUAUGCCACGAUGCAGGCCCCGCAGUAA